Molecule: messenger RNA, 4940 nt
Organism: Acipenser ruthenus (sterlet)
Lineage: Eukaryota; Metazoa; Chordata; Actinopteri; Acipenseriformes; Acipenseridae
Product: poliovirus receptor-like
Exons: 9
Coding region: 166-1227 (353 amino acids)
Source: RefSeq, a predicted model, not a curated record
CUCUCUCCCUGAGCUCUGCUGUGAAGGAGCUCCCUCUGUGCUGGCAGUCUCUCUCCCUGAGCUCUGCUGUGAAGGAGCUCCCUCUGUGCUGGCAGUCUCUCUCCCUGAGCUCUGCUGUGAAGGAGCUCCCUCUGUGCUGGCAGUCUCUCUCCCUGAGCUCCAGAGAUGAACAGCCUGGCCCUGUUCUCCCUGUACUGGGUCACUUCAGCAGCAGGGGGCACCCCUCGUGUUGAGUUCCAGAGGGAGGUGGUGGGCUAUGUGGGUCAGAAUGUGACAUUGCGCUGCUCUCUAGUGGACGGAGGUCAGAAUACACAAGUUGUGCAGGUGUCCUGGGUACGAUCUCCAGAGCAGAAACUGGUGGUCUUCAAUCCCAGUUUCGGGACCAGUUACCCCUCGGGAGACUGGGCGGGGCGGCUCUCAGUCAGCAAUGACUCGGCCAGGCUGAAGGAGACGUCCCUGACUGUCACAGCGUGUCGCAGCCAGGACCAGGGUCAAUACAGCUGUGAUUUCACCAUCUUCCCCAGCGGCAUUCACAGGGGUCAGAUCACACUCACAAUCGCAGAGCUGGUGGAGAUUCCUGUGCUGGAGCCUGUUCUUCUGUCCUGUCUGCAAUCUCCCUGGAGCCCCAGCCCAAACUCCUCCAGUACUGUGCAGUGGUUCCGCUGGUCACAGGCUGGGGGUGGCUGGUCCCUGGUUCUGACGGUCCAGUUUGAGGGCAGAACAGCGCGGUGCAGUGGGGAGCUGUCAGCCUGCAGCACAGACCUGUACUGGACCCCCUCUCUCAGCCAGGCCGGCCGGUACCGCUGCCACUGGACCAACGGAACCGGACACUUCAACAGAACCCUUCUGCUCCGAGCCAGCAGCACAGAGCCCUUGUUGAGUGGUCUCCGCAGUCACACUAUCACUGCGCUGGUCCUGACUGGUUUGGGGGUCUCCGUCACACUGCUCAUACUGGUGCUGCAGUACUGGAGAAUGGCCCGCAGGAAAGUGCCACAUCCCAUGGAAUACACUGUUAAUCUUAACCAGAACCAUGAGAUCACCUACACUUCAGUGCGGACAGCAGGAGCGCCUCCCAGUGGCGGGACGGAGAACGACAGAAGAGAAAGCUCUCUCUACGCCAAUAUUGUGCGGAGGAGUAUGGAACAGUCUGUGUACAGCACCGUGAGGGUUCGAGAGGAGGCCGGGUCAAUUCAGAUACCCCCUGAGCCCCACCCCACAGACUCCUGAACAGAAGGACUUUUCAGAGGUCUGGUCACCGUUACUUCAUUGGAAUUGAUUCAUGACCCAAGGAGGUUGAAAAGAUAUUGCUGGGAUGAGUCCUGAGCAGCAGCAGUUCAGUUGAACUUUAAUUUGUUAUAUCCAGAUUUUACAGCGAACUUACUGUAGAAAAUUCAAGCCUCUGCUUUCUGGUACCGAAUCCUUUCUUGUUCUGUGGUCAUCAUGGUCUGAUUGCAACAUGACCAAUGGUUAUAAACUGCACAGAGAGGGGCUAGCUGCAAGGGAGAUGUGGUUUUGUGUGUGUGUGUGUGUGUGUGUGUGCAUGUGUGUGUGUGUGUGUGACCCUGAGCAAGUCACUGAACCUCCUUGUGCUCCGUCCUUCGGAUGAGACGUAAAACAAACGAGGUCCUAUUGUGUGCAGCAGCAGGUGCAUCGUUCACCCCCAAGUCCCUGUAAGUCGCUUUGGAUACAAGCAUCUGUUAAAUGAUUAAUUCAUGAAAAAUAUAUAAAAUAACUGGUAGCUGUGGCUAAAGGCUCAUUAAUAAGCAGAAGAGGGCCCCACACACUAUUAUUAUUUAUUUCUUAGCAGACACCCUUAUCCGGGGCAAAUUACAAGAUUUACACAGUUGGCUUUUUACUGGAGCAAUCUAGGUAAAGUACCUUGCUCAAGGGUACAGCAGCAGGGUCCCCCACCUGGGAUUGAACCCACGACCCUCCAGUCAAGAGUCCAGAGCCCUAACCACUACACCACACUGCUGCACAUUGUAGUCUACCACUGAUAGUCCACAGUCUCAUUAUAAUUAUUUUUUUAUGACCUACACAUGGUGGCGUUAUCUUAAAUCAGCUGGCGGGUUUUGUUUCAGUUUCAGCACUUGUGCAUCUUCUUACCCUUGAACAGCUGUGAAAACAAACCCUCAGUACCCGUGAAACUGAAAGUAUUUAACAAGGGCUGGCUUUGUGCAUGCAACUGCACCCGCGCUGACCAUGGUAACUGAUUGGCUGAGGUAUGAGACGCUGUUGCAGUUGUCAUAAGAACAUAAGAAGAUAAGAAAGUUUACAAACGAGAGCAGGCCAUUCAGCCCAUCUUGCUCGUUUGGUUGUUGGUAGCUUAUUGGUCCCAGAAUCUCAUCAAGCAGCUUCUUGAAGGAUCCCAGGGUGUCAGCUUCAACAACAUUACUGGGGAGUUAGUUACACGAAUGUGGGGUAUAAAGGCUUACAUGUCAACAGUCCCUAUAUGGUCGGGACAGUUCAGGGCGCUCUCUCUCUCUCUCUCUCUCUCUCUCUCUCUCUCUCUCUCUCUCUCUCUCUCUCUCUCUCUCUCUCUCUCUCUCUCUCUCUCUCUCUCCCUCUCUUUAGCGGCUGCUGACCCUCGUGCAUUGUGUCCCCAUGACCAGAUCUCAGUUUAUUGACAUGUCAUAUCCAGUCAAAUUACACAUUCUUUCCUCGCUGCUAGUGUCCCGCUGAAUGGUUUCCAAGUCCGCAAAGGCCCCUACACACCAGGCACGAUGCGACAAGCGAUAAUGUGCAGUGAAGAGACAAAAUGAACAGAAUCUAUACUUUUGAUCUUUCACACAGGCGACGCGUGGACAGCGCAAGAGCAGCGAAAAGAUACAGCGAUGAAAGAUAGUGUCCCUGAAUAGCAAAAAGUGUCUUCAGGCUGUCCGAAAUGUGCUGUCUCCAGAGAAAUGGUCGGGGCCCGAGACAAAGUGGAUAAAGUCAGCCUUUAACUGCGACUGUUUUAUGGCUGCGGAUUAGAGAGUAAAGUGGAGACAAAUGCUGCUGCUGUUUGUGUCACUGCCUGCUGUUUCAUAAAAAGCCUGCCGUGGCUAUUAUUGAACUGUACUUUCCUGUUGUUAAUAAUGCUGCAGAUUUGACUAGCAAGUGCAGAAUACCUGCAUUCUCUUUGUGUUCUGUACUGGUUCUUUAUUAUUCAUAGUGAGACUUCAGCAGGUCACCUAUCCCACACAGUAUAGAACAGACAGGAUUUCUGUUUUUAAAUGACUGUUUAUACCGUGUGGUAAAUGUUUUCCUGUCCAUAAAACCGUUUUAUUCUUCAGAAAUCUUGUGUUUGAUUGUAUUAAACAAGUACACAUGAACUGCGUUUUAGUGGCACGCAGGGGCUCAAAGGGUUAAUAGAAACGUUGUCUCUAUCACUGCUUUGUGUUUUAUGUCCUGUCUAAUAGUAUUUUAUAACACUUUCAGUGGUAAAAAUUGCAAUUAAAACGAUUUUCAAAACCUGGUACGUGACGUGCACAUUCAUUUUUACACGUGGAGCUGAAGGGUUAAAUGCAUGCGGUUUAAAUUUUGUUUUCCUCUACAUAAAUACAGCUUGACUGGUUGCUAUCAGGUGCGCGUUUCCUGUAAAUUUGUACACAGAGACGUUUCCUGAGAGAAAGUUCGAGGCGGAGCUACAGAAAGUCAGAAUCUGUCGCGUCAUUUUGGUUUCUUAUUAUUUAAAUAGACCCGAGUGUAAUGCACUGGCUCGCUGUGUGUGCAUGGAGUUUGAGGCAUCACAACUAAAACAGAAAUGCAGAGCCUCUUGGAAUACCUCACUGUCCUGACUGUUCUACACAUCUGCCCCUUACACGCAGCCGUUGGCAGCACCCCUGUGAUCUCUCUCGUUGAAGACACCCGUUAUGGUUUCAAAGUGUCCUGUGUCUCGAGGGGGUGGUACCCCAAACCUGAUCUGCAGUGGACGGAUGGGAGAGGCGCAGUUUUAACAGCCGAGUCUGAAACCAGAGAGGAGCAGGACGGGGAGGGGCUGUACACUGUCAGGAGUUAUCUGAGGACUCCCGAACCGGAGGGGGGGCAGGUGUCCUGCGUCAUUAAAUACGGAAAGGACCAGGGAGAGCUGCGAUCGAGUGCUAAAAUCAUUGGAUCCAGUAUUCCAUAUAUUCCAGGAUAUGUUGUGUCCUUCACACUCUUUUUAGCUUGUCUUAUUUCUCUGCUAUGCUUACUUGGUGUUAGCUGGAUAAGAAGAUAAAAUAUCAUCUAACACUCCACGAAAUACCAGCCGUUUGUACAGGGAUUGAUUCUUACACGCACACAGUGCCACCUGGUUUGAAACAGCGCCACCUGGUGUCUACCCAGAAUAAUUGUUUAAGUUCUAACCUGCUUUGUUUAUACAGUGAGGCACUGCGCCUAUCACAGCACUGGGAACGCUCAGUUAUAUAAACGAUAUUCCAACUCCAGUCAACUGUAUAUAAUAAAUACAUAUUUACUAAUAUAUUAUUGUUUUAUUAAUACACCUUUUCACUGAUGUCACCGUUUGUACACAAUUUGAUAAGAUUGCAAUAUGUUUAUUUUGUACACGGGACAGUUUCUGUCGCUUGUAUUUUUAACAAGACUUAAUAUAUUGAUAUGUACGCUGUAGCACCAACACCAGCCAUGUACACCUUCUGAAUGCUCCUUGGUGUUCAUGUGUUGCUAAAACUCAUUUGUUUCUAAUUACUUAGUCUGGAACAUACAGUUUUGUGCAGUUAUCACAAGUUUGUGUCUUGCAGAAGUGUGCUAAAUUAUUCACUUGAGUUGAAAGCAGAAUGAUAAAGGUAAUAUAAAUGAAUGACCAUAGUGACCAUAUUACUGUAAUGUAUCUAUCUACGGGAAACUAAUAAUUGGGUAUACCCUGUCAUUUAAUUGCUGCUCCAGGAUCGCUGAAUAGGAAUUACUCAUUGCAAUAUUGUACUGUCGAUUUUUUUUCUAAAAUAAAAUUCUUAUUUUCA